This is a messenger RNA of Oryza brachyantha (malo sina), 1734 nucleotides long. RefSeq names its product glutathione S-transferase T3-like. Lineage: Eukaryota; Viridiplantae; Streptophyta; Magnoliopsida; Poales; Poaceae. The coding region runs from base 448 to 891 and encodes 147 amino acids. The transcript has 3 exons. The record is from RefSeq and is a predicted model, not a curated record.
UGGGCGGCGCACCAGGAGAGAGAAGGAAGCAGAGCAGAGAUCGCCAACAUAUCGUCCGUGGCCGGCGACGAGCGGGCGCUUCGGUCUUCCUCCGCGAUCUUGUGCUCCUCCCUCUAUUUCCUUCCCAAUCUCUCAUCCAGUUCCCGCCAAACCGAUUCUUGCGCGCCAAAUCAAUACAUAAAGUCCCAAAUCCAUACCAAAUCGCCCCCAAUCUCCAGCCCCCAAACCCUAGGUCCCAAGCCACCGCCGGCACCUGUGCGAGAUGUCUAGGAAGUCGAAGAGGACCUCUGCGCCGUCACCUCAUGCGAUUCCUCCACCAUGUUCUCAGCCAGCGCCCUCCCCGGCCAUCCCUUCGAUCUUUAGAUCUGGUGCCUGGUGUCCACCGUAUCCACCGCCACAGUUCACGGCAUCGUCGUCCACGCCUAAUUGGUUUGCCAGCAACCAUGGAUGGUGGGCUCAUCGUCGGCUCAAGACUCCUGGCGAGCACCUACUGGAAUUGGUGCUCCAAACACUAAGGACCCAGAUGUACAAGCAUGGGGAGCAGACUCUCACCCGCCAGGUGGUUUCCUUGAUUUUUUGAACAGAAACAUACCAGUCCAACUACAAGGUGUUAGUUAUGGGAGUUCAUUUAAGUCGACUGAUGUUGGCGAUGACACCAAUUUUGCUGAUUGUGGUAGGACACGAAUGUUAUGGACAAAAGAUGAGGAUCGUAGAUUGGUCGGUGCAUGGCUGAAUAAUUCAAAUGAUCCAAUCCAUUCAAACUACAAGAAGAAUGACCAAUAUUGGAAAGAAGUUGUUGCUGCAUACAAUAGUGCUACCCCCCAAAAUCGAGCAAGGCAAUUGAAACACAUCAAGGAUCGCUUUGGAAGAAUUAAGAAAAGGGUCGUAUGAUUUUGUGGUAGCUGGAAGGAGGCUAAUGCUUUGUGGGCUAGCGGUGAAUCUGAUGUGGACCUAAUGGCCAAGGCACUGAAAUUGUAUGAAGAAGAGCACAAGAAUGAUGGGAUGCGUAUUUGGAACGCCUUGAAACUUUGGAUCCAGAAAAGAUGAAGUGUAAUGCUGAUGAGGAUGUGGAGCAUUCCUUCUCUCUAGAUAACACUUCAGAUGAACGACCAAUGGGUGGCAAGAAAGCUAAAGAGCUGCUGAAACGAAAAAGAAAGUACCAAGCUUGUAUAAUAAAUCUUGAAGAUGAGCUUUAGAUAUUUGUAGAGGCUCAAAACAAAGCAAAUGAAGGCAGCAAGGAGAUGUUAGAGACACAGAAGCGUGUGUCUAGUGAGAAUCUUGAAGCUCGAAAGCUCGCUUACCUUGCUGCAAAAGAGAACAAGAAGUCGGCCAUGCUAGAAGCAUACCGAGAGCUGCUGAAGCAAGAUACAACCGCUAUGGCUGAAGAUGUCAGAUUUGAGCAUGUCUUGGCAUUGAGGUGUUUCAGGGAGAAAUUAUUUGUCAACAAUAAUUAAGGCAUUACUCUGCUAAAAUUGAGUUUUAUUGUUUUAUUUAACUGUUUCCUGCUGAAACUGAAUUUUAUGGAGUUAGUGCAUUGUUUUCUGUACUUAUUUAGUCAACAGUCCAACUUAACUACAAUGUGUUGUAAUCUGGUCAGAUAAUUACAAAUUUCAUUAAAUUGCAUUGUAAUAUGGUGAGUUAGUCAGCAGUCCAACAUAACUACAAUGUCUUGUAAUCUGAUUAGAUAACUAAGUAUUUCAUUAAAUUGUUCUCAGCAGAGCACAUCUAUAUAGU